Messenger RNA from Medicago truncatula (barrel medic), 915 nucleotides. Its product is annotated as 30S ribosomal protein S6 alpha, chloroplastic. Gene Ontology annotation, molecular function: structural constituent of ribosome; small ribosomal subunit rRNA binding. Gene Ontology annotation, cellular component: ribosome. Gene Ontology annotation, biological process: translation. The transcript is spliced from 2 exons. NCBI's taxonomy places the organism in Eukaryota, Viridiplantae, Streptophyta, Magnoliopsida, Fabales, Fabaceae. The record is from RefSeq and is a predicted model, not a curated record. The coding region runs from base 108 to 695 and encodes 195 amino acids.
CACUGCGCUGUGUGCACGCACUGAGUUGGCCUUAUCUGACUCUAUCUUUUUUUUAUCCGUUCUUUCGCUAACAGUUCAUCUUCUUCUUCUCCUAAGCAGAAGCAUCAAUGGCAUCCUCUUUACUCAAUUCAAUUCCACUCUCAUCUUCUUCUUAUCUCUGCACUCCUCACACAUGUUCACCAUUUCGUGCAUUUCCUGAAUCAAUUUCCCACUUUCACCAAAACAGGAACAACUUUUCCAUUAAAUCACAAACCCUAGACUUCUCUGGUUCUUUCUUUGAAGGUGGAUUUGGUUCGGGUGAUGACCCGGUUACUCCCGGAACCGGGUUCACUGCUGUGGAAGAGAAAGAAGAACCGCAAUGUCCACCUGGACUCAGACAGUACGAAACCAUGGUUGUUUUGAGGCCUGACAUGUCUGAGGAUGAGCGUCUUGCACUCACCCAGAAGUACGAGGAGCUUCUUGUUGCUGGAGGUGGCAUGUAUGUAGAGGUUUUUAACAGAGGUGUUAUUCCACUAGCAUAUAACAUCCAGAAGAAAAACAAGGAAGGAGAAACCAACACGUAUAUGGAUGGCAUCUACCUCCUAUUCACCUACUUCACGAAGCCUGAGUCCAUAACCGCCCUUGAGCAAACAUUAUUGAGGGAUGAUAAUGUUAUCCGAUCAACAAGCUUCAAAAUCAGAAAAAGGAAAUGUUAGUUUAUUUUGGCAUCUCCAGUAGCUCUGAAAAAAAGAAUGUAACAAUCAUCAUUUGUUGUUGUGGUAUGUUUUCUUUCAUUUUCAUAUGGAUUCAAGUAUUUUUGUAACAAGGUUGGAUUAAACUAAAAGAGAGAUGUAGGUGCUAUUACUGGCAGUCUGCAGAGUUAUAACACCUAGUACAAAGUGCUAUAUAUUAGCCAAUUUGCCAUUCGGUUGUUCA